GUCCUUAAUUGACCGCCAGCCGUCAGUUUUGUGUUUGUAUUCUUAAGGGUUGUAAUCUGCUGGUUGUGUUUUUAUCAUUAAUCAUUUUCCCGAUCAUGGACGCGAUACAGAGACACAGAUCCAUGUACAAAGGCACAACUCCACCAUGGAAAGAGACAUACCGCAAGCGAUGUGUGGAGCGGUUAAAGAACAGCAGGUCCAGGUUACUGGAGAAGUUUCGUCAGAUUGGAGACAGUUCAGGUUCCUCCAGUUGCUCUCUGCUGGUUCAGGAGGUGAUGGAGGAGGAGUGGAGCGCCCUGCAGUCAUCCAAUCACAGUCUACCAUCACUGUGGAAUGGACACGGGGUCAGGGAGGUUUACUCUGCCCAGCAGGAGUUUGAUGAACUGUCAGCGUUUGAGGAGAUUCAGCAGGAACUCAUAGCACAAGAGCUCUCCAUCCUAGAGGAAUAUCAGAACAACGUUCAGUAUGAAGAACAUUAUUUAAACUCGGUGUUGGAGAGAAUGGAGCAAAAUGAACAGAUCAUAUGUCCGUUGUGUCACAUGAAUAAUCUGACAGUCAACAGUCAUUUUACGUCAUGUCCGUGUGGUCUUUACGUCAACACUAUCGGCAGGAACAUUACAUUAGAGAUAUUACAGAGUCUUUUAGAAAGACGAGUGACCGAGCACACGGACGAAUGUCUUCACAACCCCACCUUCUCAAUGGCCUUCAAUACAGACGGUUCAUCAAACCUCAUGCUCAGCUGUAAUGUGUGUGAUUAUCUUUCUGUUGUCUUGUGAGGAAUUCAUCCACAUGGAAGAGGAUGUUUUUACGUGUUUUGACUAUUUUAUUUCUGUGAAAUAAAGACUUUUUUAACAUCAA
Molecule: messenger RNA, 858 nt
Organism: Misgurnus anguillicaudatus (oriental weatherfish)
Lineage: Eukaryota; Metazoa; Chordata; Actinopteri; Cypriniformes; Cobitidae
Source: RefSeq, a predicted model, not a curated record